Daucus carota subsp. sativus is the source of this 1698-nucleotide messenger RNA. RefSeq names its product aluminum-activated malate transporter 8. Gene Ontology annotation, biological process: malate transport. Gene Ontology annotation, cellular component: plant-type vacuole membrane. NCBI's taxonomy places the organism in Eukaryota, Viridiplantae, Streptophyta, Magnoliopsida, Apiales, Apiaceae. The transcript has 6 exons. Bases 146 to 1591 code for a protein of 481 amino acids. The record is from RefSeq and is a predicted model, not a curated record.
GCACAUGCAUUUUUCUUGCAUUACUUCGUAAAUCUCUUUUUUCACUUGAUCUUUAAGGGGUCUUAUAGUGUAGAGCCAGCUUUCUUUACUUGAUAAGCUGAAUAUCUGAUCAUCUAUAAAGAAGCUGUUGAAUCAAAAUAAAAGUAUGGCUGCCAUGGAAAUUGAUUCAACAACAUGUGAGCAUGGGCUUAUGGGUCGGCUAUUUCACUGGGCCAAGGCUUUAUCUGGCAAGAUAAGGACAAAUAUGGAGGUGCUUAUAGAGAGAAUUAUGAAGCUGGCGAGAGAUGAUCCGAGGAGAGUUGUGCACUCUUUUAAAGUUGCACUAGCUCUCACAUUUGUGUCCUUGAUAUACUAUGUCAGGCCAUUGUAUGACGGCUUUGGUGUGGCGGGAAUCUGGGCCGUUUUAACCGUGGUCGUGAUUUUCGAAUUUACAGUAGGUGGAACCUUAUAUAAAGGUCUGAAUAGAGGAAUUGCGACGUUUUCAGCUGGCGGUCUCGGACUCGGAGCUAUUUACAUAGCAAGCCAUCUCGGAGAAGCCGAGCCUGUUUUUCUAGGAUUCAUGGUCUUCCUCCUCGCUGCGGUAUCAACAUUCAUAAGAUUUUUCCCGCAUAUAAAGAGGCGGUAUGACUACGGGGUGCUGAUAUUUAUACUAACAUUCAGCAUGGUAGCUGUCUCCGGUUCUCGAGUUGAAAAAAUCAUAGAGCUGGCGAACCAACGCCUAGUCACCAUCAUCAUCGGCGGUGCUGCCUGUAUGGUUGUAUCAAUAUUCCUUUGUCCAGUUUGGGCCGGUGAAGAUCUGCACAAACUUGUUGCUCUUAACAUGGAAAAGCUUGCCAACUUCUUAGAAGGAUUUGGAGGUGAAUACUUUAAACUUGAUGAGGAGGAAAGUUCUGGAGAGGCUGGUGUCUGUAGCAAAGACAAGCUGCUCUUUCUUAAUGGAUAUAAAAGUGUUCUUAAUAGCAAAGCAUCCGAAGAAUCCCUGGCUAAUUUGGCAUGGUGGGAACCAGGCCACGGGAGAUUCAGGUUUAGUCACCCGUGGAAGCAAUACUUGGAAACUGGGGGCCUGAUUAGGCAAUGCGCAUGUCAUAUUGAAGCUCUUAGUGGCCAUCUCAAUACCGAUAUCGAAGUACAGUCAGAAUUUCACAAAAGAAUCGCAGAGCCAUGCAUGAAAGUGUGCUCGGAAUCAGGCAAGGCUUUGAAAGAAUUAGCUUCCUCUUUACGAGCUAUGAAGCGUCCAUCUUCCUUUAGUGCACACAUCCAAAAUUGUAAGGCGGCCAUCGCUGAUCUUCGAGCUGCACUUGAAGCUUCUUCACCUGACAGCGCAAAUCUGGUGGAAAUGAUACCGUCCAUUGCAGUGGGAUCCCUACUAUGUGAUAUAAGCAAAUGCGUUGAGAAAAUCUCUGAGUCCAUUCAUGAACUUUCUGACAAGGCCAAUUUCGAAAGUGCAAAAUCAACCCAAUCUUCCCAUAUAAUUCACCGUGGUUCCGUAAAACCUCUAACCGGUGACACUAGACAUGGAAAUGAUGAUAAUUAUGUCCAUGUCGUCGUUAUUAAUGUAAAUAGUACUUCUUCCGGAGCUAGCUUGCCAUAGAAUAUAAUUUAUAUAUAUAACUAGUGUGAUACACACUUAAUAAAAUCCCAACGCUCUGUUUGUUGUUUAUUAUCAAAUGUGGAGAAGAUCAGUAGCUAGGGACUAGG